Osmia lignaria (orchard mason bee) is the source of this 1719-nucleotide messenger RNA. It is a transcript of the gene U3-55K, whose product is annotated as U3 small nuclear riboprotein factor 55K. The record is from RefSeq and is a predicted model, not a curated record. NCBI's taxonomy places the organism in Eukaryota, Metazoa, Arthropoda, Insecta, Hymenoptera, Megachilidae. Gene Ontology annotation, cellular component: small-subunit processome. Gene Ontology annotation, molecular function: U3 snoRNA binding; protein binding.
UUCUAUAUCUAUAGUUACUGGAUAGAGCAGAGGGCGUUCGUUCUUAAAACAUAAAUUCAAAGCCUCCCGAGAGCAUGCCAUGUGCUUGUUUUAAGUUAGGUUAAAUGUUCAAAACGUAUAUUUAAAAUAGGCACCAUGUCAUUUUUUAUUCGAAAUAAACAAGGUGGCAGUGGAACUAAAAGAAAGUUCAACGGUCAUGGUGGAUCUACAAAAGGAAAGAAGGAUGCAAAGAAACCUAUGACUGAUGACAAUGAAAGUAUUGCUAGUACAGAUGAAGAACUUGCAGAAGAAAAUCAGAGGUAUCUGUAUGCUACUAAAUAUGAAUUUAUAAUUUGUUUUAACACCUUGUUCCUGAUAUUUUAUAGACAUGAAAAGUAUGAGAGUGAAGAAGAAGAAGAAGAAACUGCCCAGGAAAAGCGUAUAAGACUUGCAAAGAAAUAUCUUGAACAGAUAGAGGAAGAAGAAAGGGAUAGGACAGAAUUUGAACAGGGAGCAGUAACAAAACGUUUACAUGAAGAAUAUUUGGAAGAAAAAGGAAGGUUACGAAAGACAGUAGCUUCAAAUUAUAUUAGUCAUGGUGAACCAAUUAUCCUGAAAUGCAAAGAACAUAAAGGUUCAAUAACUUGUUUAUGCCUUUCAAGCAAUGGAAAUUUCUUAUAUUCUGGUUCAAAGGAUGGUGGUUUGGUUAAAUGGUCUUUAAAAGAUAGAACAAAGUUAAAAGUUAUUAAAAGAAAAAAGAAAGCACAAGAUGGAAUAAAAUGCGUACAGUGCAUGGCCAUUAGCACUGACGGUAAAUUUUUGGUAGUAGGAGAUAGUGGCUGUAAAGAGAUUAAGGUAUUUUCUGGAGAUACCUUGGAUCACGUAAAGAAUUUACAAGGUCACAGAGGCAGUGUAACUGGUUUAGUUUUUCGCAAAGGUACACAUACAUUAUAUUCAGCUUCUGAGGAUAGAAGUGUAAAAGUAUGGAAUUUAGAUGAUAUGGCAUAUGUAGAGUCCUUAUUCGGGCACCAAAGUAGCAUUACAUCAAUUGACGCCCUCGCGAGGGAAAGAGCUAUAACCAGUGGCGGUUUUGAUGGAACGGUUCGAAUUUGGAAAAUCAUCGAAGAAUCGCAGCUCAUAUUUAAUGGGCACGGUGGUAGUAUAGACUGUGUGAAGCUCAUAAAUGAAGAAAACUUUUUUAGCUGCGGAGAUGAUGGGCAGUUAUGUGUUUGGGGUUGUUUAAAGAAAAAGCCUUUAUGCUCGGUAGCGGACGCACAUGGUAAAGAUGAAAGUAAUAAUCAACCAAUGUGGAUUUCUAGUAUAGCUACUUUACUUAAUACAGAUUUAGUUGCAUCAGGAUCGCGGAAUGGAAUCAUUAAAUUAUGGCAGUGCGGUGACUCCUUCAGGUCACUGGAUCCACUAUUUGAAAUUCAGUUAAUAGGUUUUAUAAACGCGCUAUGCUUUACUCCGGAUGGAACUCAUCUUAUCGCUGGGGUCGGUCAAGAGCAUAGGCUUGGAAGAUGGUGGCGUAUCCCGGAAGCAAAGAAUAGUAUUGUUAUAGUACCGUUAAUUCAAACGAAAAACAAAUAAUUUAUAUAAUAAGAAAAAGGGAUAUAUGUAUUUUAAUGAAUCAAUGAAAUUUGUCAUAAAGAAUGUGUAUAUAAAUAUGUAUAGAAUGAAUCUUUUUAUGCAUUAAAGAAAAGCGCUGUUUAGUAUUUUAUAACUUUGUGGUGAUUUAUU